AUGUAUGUGGCGAGGAAAACAAAGCAAACUGUAUCAAGUGGUAGGGUGUUGCAACCUCGGCGAAAGAAGCCACAACAAGACACGGUGUUUGAAUUGGACACUUACCUUGAUAGGAGAGACUUUGUCGGUGCGCUAACGCUGCUGCAGGUUCUGAAGCGACAGGAUGGAGAUCAAAACUCGGUUCGUAAUGCUAAAGGUCUCAGGUCGUGGCGUUUAAACACUUGGUGGAUAGCGUAUUGCCAUUUUCACAAUGGAAAUUUCGGCGAGGCAUUGUCACAUUUCGAGCAGUUGAUCGAAGCAGCAUCGAAUGAAGCGACUGCAGCAGAUCUAAAGAGUUGGCGACUAAGUCGUGCGUGUUGCUUAUUCUAUCUGCAAAACUUCGAAGACGCUGAACACGCGGCUCUGAGCAGUUCCAGAAGUGCCCUGUGCAAUCGAUUGUUGUUUUUGCUAGCACAUCGACGACAACACAGCGAGAAGACCUUACUAGAUCGAUAUCAGCAGCUUUCUCGAGAUUCAGUGGAGGACCAGCUAGCGUUGGCUGCAACGAGCUUUGCGCAGAAUAAUUUCCAGGAAGCUGCGGAAAUUUACAAGAGAUUGAUUUCAGAAUCGAAACAGGGCAGUCAAGAGGGCUGCUCAGCUUUGCAUGUGUAUCUAGCACUAUGUUACUUCCGGCUGGGGUACGACGAUGUCGCUCUGGAGUUGUUGGCAGUAUACCUGGUUGGUCAUCCAGACAGUUUCUUUGCCACUAAUUUGAAAGCGAGUAGCAACUAUCGACUGUAUAGUGCAAGAGAGGCAAAAUUUAUACUUGAUGACUACGUGAAACGAUUCCCAAAUCACCCAUGCGCCCAGGAAGCUCUCGAUAUUGCGAACUCACGUUCCGAAUUAUCAAUUACCGAUGUGAUGAGGCACAAUCUCGCCAUCUUCCGCGUGUCAGAUCGCGAAGCGAAUGGUAUCAAGAGUCUAGGAGCAGUGACUGAAAGAGUCUUGAGUUCUUUAGUGGGCCAUCUCGAUGAGGCACAACUGAACUUGGUCUUGCUUCAUCUCAAACGUCGUGAAUACCACAAAGCGUUCGCAUUAAUGGAAGAUAUGGAGCCGCAAACCACAACCGACCGUGCAAUUAAGGGAGUAUUGCACGCAGUUAUUGGAGAACAGACUCACUCCAAGGAGCAUAUUUUUCUAGCUGAGAAAUAUUUCCAUGCUGCCGGGUCUUCGCCCGAUGAUUGUGACACAAUUCCAGGCCGUCAGUGUAUGGCGUCGUAUUUUAUAUUACGUAAGGAAUCCAGCGAUGCAAACGUAUAUUUGAGUUCUAUCGCAACGUAUUUGAGUGCCGAUGACGCCUUUAACUGGAACUAUGGCGUAUCAUUAGCAGCAACUGGUGCUUAUCGUGAAGCUGAAGAAGUUUUACUGCGAGUUCAAAGUCCUGAACUACAGUCCCAACUCGUACUUUGUGGCUGGCUUUCUCGUUGCUAUAUCCGCAUGGACCGUGCUGCACAGGCAUGGGAAAUUUAUCUCAAGAUUGAGAACUCGCAGACUGCGUUUGCACUAUUGAAACAGAUUGCAAAUGAUUGCUACAAAACUCAGCAGUUCUACUACUCGGCGAAAGCUUUCGACGUGUUGGAGAGAGUAGACCCCGACCCGGAGUACUGGGAAGGCAAACGUGGAGCUUGUUUGGGAUUCUUCCGCCAAGUUGCUACUGGACAGGAACAUUCAAGUGGUGGAACGCUAACGCAUCGAUGUGAGGAGGUUCUCAAACUUCUGGGCAACUCGAAAAAUGUGCUGGAAGCGACUAGAAUUGUGGCUGUCAUACGGAAAUGGACAUCAUCCUUCCUGUCUAUCGGCAACUCUUAAAUCUUGAGAGCAAGUCAAAUGUCAUUCAUUACGUUCAAAUCCACAUUUUCGGACAAAGGGCCACGGCUUUACAUCGACACGUUCGUUUUGCUCAUG
Molecule: messenger RNA, 1944 nt
Organism: Phytophthora nicotianae INRA-310
Lineage: Eukaryota; Oomycota; Peronosporomycetes; Peronosporales; Peronosporaceae
Exons: 1
Coding region: 1-1848 (615 amino acids)
Biological process (GO): intraciliary anterograde transport; intraciliary transport involved in cilium assembly
Cellular component (GO): ciliary base; intraciliary transport particle B; ciliary basal body
Molecular function (GO): protein binding; intraciliary transport particle B binding
Source: RefSeq, a predicted model, not a curated record